Lynx canadensis (Canada lynx) is the source of this 2800-nucleotide messenger RNA. RefSeq names its product protein phosphatase 2 regulatory subunit B'beta (gene PPP2R5B). Gene Ontology annotation, molecular function: protein phosphatase activator activity. The coding region runs from base 594 to 2159 and encodes 521 amino acids. Gene Ontology annotation, biological process: protein dephosphorylation; signal transduction. NCBI's taxonomy places the organism in Eukaryota, Metazoa, Chordata, Mammalia, Carnivora, Felidae. The transcript is spliced from 13 exons. The record is from RefSeq and is a predicted model, not a curated record. Gene Ontology annotation, cellular component: protein phosphatase type 2A complex; cytosol; nucleus.
AGGUGACUUGAUGUCAUCCUGAGCAGCUGGGCGGCGGGUGCCGGUGCGCCCAGAGCCGGGGCUCCCGCGGCGUCGCGUCGUGCUGGGUCGGGUCCCACGACUUGAGGAGAGGUCCGCGCGCUGCUCGGGUCAGCCCAGAGCAUGCCAGCCGUCCGCACCCCGACCGGGGGCUGAGCUGGGGGCAUGCUCCGGCCCCUCCGGAGCCGAAGAGAGAACCCGGGAGCGCCGCCACCCAGCGCCAGCGCCCGGAGCGGAACCUCUGCGAAGGAGCCCUGAUCGGCCGCCCCCUCCCCACCCGCAGUCCCCUGUGGUCGGGGACGGAAGUCUGGGCUUCUGAGAAAACCAGGGUGGGAACUCUAACUGGACUCUUCGGGAACCCCAGGACCUGAGGCCUGAGCCAUCCUCCUCUCUACUCUGCUGCCCCCCAGGACUGGGCAGUUGCCGAAGGCCCUGGGGGGGGGCCCAGACUGUGGUUGUGUGCCCCCCCCCGCCCCAGGAUGGGCCCAAGUUAGUCAGCCUCACCUCAUUCGGCAUCCUCCGGGCCCAGAGGGAACCCCAGGGGCCCUGAAGGCUUGACCCACCGCCUGGCCACCAUGGAGACAAAGCUGCCCCCUGCGAGCACCCCCACCAGCCCCUCUUCCCCUGGGCUGUCGCCUGUGCCCCCACCCGACAAGGUGGACGGCUUCUCCCGCCGUUCCCUCCGCAGGGCCCGGCCCCGACGCUCCCACAGCUCCUCUCAGUUCCGCUAUCAGAGCAACCAGCAAGAGCUCACUCCACUGCCCCUGCUCAAAGAUGUGCCAGCCUCUGAGCUGCACGAGCUGUUGAGCCGGAAGCUGGCCCAAUGUGGGGUGAUGUUUGACUUCUUGGACUGUGUGGCUGACCUGAAGGGGAAGGAGGUGAAGCGGGCAGCGCUCAAUGAGCUGGUGGAGUGUGUGGGGAGCACCCGGGGGGUCCUCAUUGAGCCUGUCUACCCUGACAUCAUCCGCAUGAUCUCAGUGAAUAUCUUCCGGACCCUGCCACCCAGUGAGAACCCUGAAUUUGAUCCUGAAGAGGAUGAGCCCAACCUUGAGCCUUCCUGGCCACAUCUGCAGCUGGUAUAUGAGUUUUUCCUGCGUUUCUUGGAGAGCCCAGACUUCCAACCCUCUGUGGCCAAGAGAUAUGUGGAUCAAAAGUUUGUCCUGAUGCUCCUGGAGCUAUUUGAUAGUGAGGACCCCCGGGAGCGUGAGUACCUCAAGACCAUCCUGCACCGGGUCUAUGGCAAGUUCCUGGGGCUCCGGGCCUACAUCCGCAAACAGUGCAGCCACAUCUUCCUCCGGUUCAUCUAUGAACUCGAGCACUUCAAUGGUGUGGCUGAGCUGCUGGAGAUCUUAGGAAGCAUCAUCAAUGGCUUUGCGCUGCCCCUGAAGACCGAGCACAAGCAGUUCCUGGUCCGGGUCCUGAUUCCCCUGCACUCUGUCAAGUCACUGUCUGUCUUUCAUGCCCAGCUGGCAUACUGUGUGGUGCAGUUCCUGGAGAAAGACGCCACUUUGACAGAGCACGUGAGUACCUCUGGGGGGCAAGGCAGGCCCCACCCCUGCAGGUCUGACUCCUCUCUGCCUCAACUCCCACAGGUGAUCCGGGGGCUGCUCAAAUACUGGCCAAAAACCUGUACCCAGAAGGAGGUGAUGUUUCUGGGGGAGAUGGAAGAGAUUCUUGAUGUCAUCGAGCCUUCCCAGUUUGUGAAGAUCCAGGAACCCCUCUUCAAGCAGGUGGCCCGCUGUGUGUCUAGCCCCCAUUUCCAGGUUGCAGAGCGGGCUCUGUAUUUCUGGAACAACGAGUAUAUCCUGAGCCUCAUUGAGGACAACUGCCACACUGUGCUGCCUGCUGUGUUUGGGACCCUCUACCAAGUCUCUAAGGAACACUGGAAUCAAACCAUCGUAUCUCUGAUCUACAAUGUGCUCAAGACAUUCAUGGAGAUGAAUGGAAAGCUGUUUGAUGAGCUCACAGCCUCCUACAAGCUAGAGAAGCAGCAGGAGCAGCAGAAGGCCCGGGAGCGUCAGGAGCUAUGGCAAGGCCUGGAGGAGCUACGGCUACGCCGGUUACAGGGGACCCAAGGGGCCAAAGAGGCCCCCCUCCAGCGGCUUACACCCCAGGUGGCCACCAGUGGGGGUCAGAGCUAGAGAUCCCCUAGAAGGGGAAGAGCUAAAUUCGGAGCUCUCAGUCCCUCCAUCCCCUCUCCUGCCCAGGGGCCCAGAGAGACACACACCUACCCCUGGCCUUGCCAGAGCGGGCCUGGAGGGCUCCCUGCCUGGCCUGGCAUGGGCAGCUUUUGCUAUGGGGAGAGGAGGAGAGAUGGUGGUCCUGGCAACAGAACUCUCAGGCCUUUGUGGCAGGACUCGACCAGGGCAGGCUUGACCAGGAAGCUGCCAUCAGGGACUGCACCUGCCCCGCAAAGCUGGGCUCCAGACUGCAGGCAGGUUCCCACCCCGGCUCCUGCCUAGAGCAAGGGCACUUAGCCCCUUGCCUGCCCUGCCUCGUGCCAGCACGAGGUCCUUCCUCACCCCACCAUGGGAUCCAUGGUCUAUUUAUUCUCCCCAGCUCACCCCCAACACAGACGCUGUCCUGGGCCUGGGGCAUUUUCUUUCCCUCCUCUCCCUCACCCUGUACUUCCUUGUCCCCUUUUUAUUUAUUGGGCAGGGGGAGGGGUGAGGGCAUAGGCAGAAGAGAUUCCCCGUGUUCUAGGGUGGGGGGGGGUCACAGUUACCAUGGUCUGUCCCCCUUCCCCUGCCUGGGGGUAGACUUAAUAAAGAGAGAAACUUGA